GAAUCCGCAGCCCAGCGUUCCCUUUCGGCGCACCCUGGUGGCUUCAUUCCCGUUUAUGUUCUGGGUAUUAUGAACCAGUGAAGCCGGGUUCAGCAGUCUCUAUAAGGCUCUCGCCUUCAUCUGAUGCUGAAGCUUGAAUUCUGCAGAGCAGACAGGCAGGAAGGGAAGACGGAUGUAAAGAGAGUGAGGACAGGCUGGAGCCCCUGGGAAUAGACUGGAACUUCUAUCAGUCUCUCACUGCUCCCGAAGCUGGAUUUCUUUGUCAUAGGAGGAAAUGCUUCUGGAGCUGGGACAGAACGAGAUCCCCACACCACGGAGGGGAGCCAGCAGGGGAGGCACCUGUUGCAGAAAUUACCACGUCUUUUGUGAUCCUCUCUGUGGGCAGUUUAAUGAUAUUAAUAGUGUUAAUUGCAAACUGUGUAUCCUGCUGUAAGGACCCAGAAAUAGACUUUAAGGAGUUUGAAGAUAAUUUUGAUGACGAGAUUGAUUUUACACCACCAGCAGAAGACACGCCCUCUGUCCAGUCUCCCGCAGAAGUCUUCACACUUUCAGUACCAACUGUCUCGCUACCAGCUCCAUCGCAGUUCCAGCCUUCUGCAGAGGGUUUGAAAUCCCAAGUUGCCCGCCACAGUCUGAACUACAUACAGGAAAUUGGGAAUGGCUGGUUUGGAAAGGUGCUCCUUGGAGAGAUCUACACAGGCACCAGUGUAGCGAGAGUAAUCGUGAAGGAGUUAAAAGCAAGCGCAAGCCCGAAGGAGCAAGACACUUUUUUGAAAAAUGGAGAACCAUACUAUAUCCUUCAGCAUCCAAAUGUCCUCCAGUGUGUCGGACAGUGUGUAGAAGCAAUCCCCUAUCUUCUGGUGUUCGAGUUCUGUGACCUGGGCGACCUGAAGGCUUACCUGCGUGGUGGCGAGCCGGAGCCGGCGUGGGGGGACGCGCAAACGAUGCUGCUGCAGAGGCUGGCGUGCGAGAUCGCGGCGGGGCUGGCGGCCAUGCACAAGCGGCACUUCCUGCACAGUGACUUAGCCCUGCGAAACUGCUUUCUCACCUCGGACUUAAAUGUGAAAGUGGGUGAUUAUGGAAUAGGAUUCAGCAGGUACAAGGAGGAUUAUAUUGAGACAGAUGAUAAAAAAUUUUUUCCUCUUCGGUGGACUGCUCCAGAAUUAGUAACCAGCUUUCAAGACAGACUGCUAACUGCAGAUCAAACUAAAUAUAGUAAUAUCUGGUCCCUGGGUGUGACGCUUUGGGAGCUCUUUGAGAAUGCUGCUCAGCCUUAUUCCAACCUCUCCAACUUAGAUGUUCUCAACCAGGUCAUUCGAGAGAGGGACACGAAACUCCCAAAGCCCCAGCUGGAGCAGCCCUACUCCGACAGAUGGUAUGAAGUCCUGCAGUUCUGCUGGCUGUCCCCAGACAAGCGGCCGGCCGCGGAGGACGUGCACAGGCUGCUCACCUACCUGCGGAUGCAAAGCCAGAGGGACCCGGAAGUGGACUUUGAGCAGCAGUGGAACGCGCUCAAGCCCACCGCAAACAGCAGAGAUGCUGCAAGUAACGCCGCCUUCCCCAUCCUCGACCAUUUCACCAGGGACCGGCUUGGCCGAGAGAUGGAGGAGGUCCUCACUGUGACCGAGACCAGCCAAGGCCUGAGCUUCGAGUACGUCUGGGAGGGGGCCAAGCACGACCAUUUCGAUGAGCGUAGCCGGGGCCCCCCGGAUGAAACCUUGUCCUACACCAGCAUCUUCUUCCCCACGGAACCAUUCGAGAGCUCGCUCUCAGACCCUGGUCCUGGCAAGCAGGAUGACAGUGGCCAGGAUGUCCCCCUGCGGGCCCCCGGGGUGGUGCCCGUUUUCGAUGCCCACAACCUUUCUGUCGGUAGCGACUACUACAUCCAGUUAGAAGAAAAAAGCCGCAGCAACUUGGAGCUAGAUUACCCGCCUGCUCUGCUCACGACAGAGAUGGAUAAUCCUGAGAGGCUUGGGGACAGCGCGUCCCAGCGUCUGACGCUCAGGAGCCUGGAGCUAGAGGAGUCCAGUACAGAGGAGGAUUUCUUCCAGAACAGUGCAGACCCCAAAGACGCCAGCAGACCCAAGGAGGUGCACAGCACCAAGGGCCCCGAGAGCCCUUUCAACAGUUUAUUUAAUGACCUUGAGAAGUCAGAGGCUUUGCCCAGUCACCAAAAAAUAUUUGACUUGAUGGAACUAAAUGGAAUCCAAGCUGACUUUAAGCCUCCCACCCUGAGUUCAAGUUUGGAUGACCCCAAAGAGUCCGUAAUUGCCCGCCACUUGGAGAAGGAAAAGCCCCGUAAGCUUUUUGACUGCGAGCCUCUUUACUCCACAAACAAACUCGUACACCAAGAUGGUUUUGAUCAGCUGGACACUGAAGAGUUGUCAGAAAACUUUUUAUUUCUUCAAGAGAAGAACUUACUGAAAGACUCUUUUUCCAGCAAAGAGCAUGUAAAUGAUCUGCAGACAGAACUCAGAAAUGCUGGCUUUCCUGAAUCCAUGUUAGAAACUCCCAGUAGAAAGUUUGUAGAGGCUGAGCCUAAGUUUGCUGAAAAUAAACCGGACUCUUCACUGCAGGAGAGCGUCAGCCUGCAGGACAAGGAGUCGGGCGCAGCGCCCAAGGGUGGUGCUGGGGCAGCGGCCUCACCUUGCUCCCCACAGCCGCAGGUACCUCCUACCUCGCUCGAAAGCCAGGGGCCGCCUCACGAUGUGCCCCCGGGGGCGGCCCUGAAGCAGGGCGGAGCCAGGCCCAUGUGUCCAGAGGGCGGUGUCCGGGAAGACGGCACCUGCCGAGAGGCAAACCCAGACUUCACGCCCGCCCCGUCGGACACCCCCGCCCCCACCGGCAGCGGGUCCCCAGGCCUGACUCAGAUGGGGGAGGGGGCCGUGAGCCUGACCCAGAGCGACCCCAGCCUGGUCCAGGACACCCCCACCAGCAAGGUGAGUAUAGGGAACGGCCUUCCAGAAUCGAGGCAGAACUUAAAAAACCAGCUGCCUUUGGAAGACCACAGCCCUCGAGGCCCGCGGGAGAGAGCCCGGGAGGCCGCGGAGGCGCUGGGGCAGCUGGGUCGUAAAGAUGCUGCUGCAGAGGAAGGCGGUUUGGUGUCCGCCUUCUCCUCAGACUCGGCCAGUCAGGACAGCCUCCUGGAGGACAGCUUGUCGGCGCCUGGCCCCCCUUCCGAGCCAUCCACGGAGACCCCGGACUCCCUGGAUUCGGUGGAUGUCCAUGAGGCUUUCCUGGGCUCCUUAGGCCCUCAUGCGCCACAGAAACUCCUGACCCCCGACAAGCCAGCGGACAGCGGCUAUGAGACGGAGAACCUGGAGUCCCCCGAGUGGACGCUGCACCCGGCCCCCGAGGGUGCCGCGGCGCCCGACACAGCUUCGGUGGGUGAGAGCGUGCCCGCCGGGCUGCCUCCCAAGCCUGUCAUCGUCAUCUCAGACGCCGCCGAUGGCCACAGAGGCGCAGAGGCGACCUCGCAGACUGCCGCGCCUGCGUCCCAGGGCUCACACCGAGACUCUGCGUACUUCUCAGACAACGACUCUGAGCCUGACAGGAGGUCGGAGGGAACCCCGGGCACCUCAGCGUCGAACCUGGGAGCGGACCAGCCCCUGCCUGAGCCCGGGGUCCUGCCGCAGAGUCCUGGCCCCCUGGACAGCUGCCUGGACACCAGCAGCAGCCCGCCUGACCCUAGCUGUCCUCCUGCUCCGCAGAACUCCCAUCACCUGGAAUCCAGAGAACCCGCAGAACCAGCUACCCCUGAUGCUCCCACACACACACUUCCCCCCGAUGAUGAGGCCGGCAGCCCCUCGAGUCUGCAGAACUCGGAGCUGAGCAGCGGGGAUGACCUUGAGGCCCCCGAGGAGCCCCCCUGCACGUUGGCUUCCACUGGCACCAACACCGACGAACUCCUGGCGCUGACCCACGCCCCGCUCCGCUGCAGCGGCCCCGUGGCCCCGACGCCAGAGAAGGCCUUGUGCGGCCACUCCGAGGGCCCCAAGCUGAAGGAACCGGAUGUGGAGGGAAAGUACCUGGGGAAGCUCGGCGUGUCGGGCAUGCUGGACCUCGCCGAGGAUGGGAUGGAUGCUGACGAGGAGGACGAGAACAGUGAAGACUCGGACGAGGACCUGCGGGCCUUCACCCUGCACAGCCUGAGCUCCGAGUCCGAGGACGAGGCUGAGCACCCGGUGCCUGUGGUCCUCAGCCGCGAGGACGGCCUCCAUCUGCGGAGCCUGCUGAAGCCCUCAGACCCGCCGCCCGGCUGCAGGAGGGAGAGGAAGGCAGUGACGUUUUUCGAUGAUGUCACAGUCUAUCUCUUUGACCAGGCGGAGGCUUCGAGUGGGACGACGACUUCUCCCCAGACCCUUUCCUGUCAAGGACGACGAGUCACCUCCUCAGCUCCAAGCCGGCGCUUCAGACCUCCAAGUACUUCUCCCCGCCGCCGCCCCGCAGCGCGGAGCCCAGCUGGCCGCACGCAGCCCCCUACUCCAGGUUCUCCAUCACCCCCGCCAGCAUCGCCAGCUUCUCGCUCACGCACCUCACAGAUUCGGACAUGGAGCAGGGAGGAAGCAGCGAAGACGGAGAGAAAGACUAGGCGAUGCCUAGGCCCCUCGGACACAGGUUGUUCUGGCGGCAGUGUCCCAGGCCAGGACGAGGCCGCCGGCGCCCGGCCAGUUCUCCUGCACCGGCUGCCACCCAGGCCUCCCCUGACCACCGGAAGGGCCGAUGUGGGGGCUGUGGGCUCCAGGUGGCUUCCGGUUCCCACGUGGAGUGUCCUCCGCAUCCACACCUGUGUGUCCCGUCCGUGUGCAGGGCCCUGCGGACCACAAGGGGAAUGGCACCAGUGAGCCAUAUUUAUUGUUUUUAAAGAAAUCACUAAUUGCUUUCUGUAAUUGCACUGUGGAUAAAUGUCCUAAGAGUCCCUGAUACUGUACAGAAUCUUAAAUUAUUCAAGGAAAAUAAGGCAGGUCAAGCUGGUGCUAUCCACUAGUUUGAUUUUUUUUUCUUCUGUUUUAUAGUUUGUUUGCUCUGCAUGGUACUCGUAAAGCUUAAGUAUUUUGAGUGUUAUGUUGUCUUUAGAAAUUGUUGGAAUUGUACAUAUGGUACUCUUUCGUAAAUGAUAAAUGAUUCCGAAUGUUAGUAUUUUAUGUUCUUAUAGGAAAUAUUUUUGAUGAGUCGGAAAAGACUGCGCUGUUUCAUUGAUUGAAUGAACCACAUCUCUGUCUGUUCUCUAUAAGGUGGUCUGUCCCUGUUACAGAUGAGGCUUCUCCGAGGAGCUGACGGGUCUUGCAGCCCCUCUAUAUGAUUCUCCCACUCGCCCCUCCCCCGCCUUUCAGAAAACCCUCUUGGUACAAAUCAUGGGUGGUUCCCAGAGCCAGCUGCAGUUGGCACGUCCAGCCCCUUCCCCGCUGGGGCCUAAGUCCCCUGUGUUGGGUUUAAGCAGUGCAGGUGGCGGUGGCCCGGGGCCCCUGUGGUCACGCCUGCCUUCAGGCCCACAGAAGCUGCUCCACGAAGGGCUCUGGGAGCCAAGGCCUGUCUGGGCUCCUCCUGUCUGUGCACUUGAGGUGUUGAGCUGCUCACAGCCCCCAGAGCCAGUCCGGAUCACGUCUCGCCCGGGUGAGGCUGGUGUCUGGAACCAUGGGUACUCACUACACCCCUCGACUGUGAGGGGGGACACGGGACACCGGGGAGCCGCCGCAGGCAGCGUGUCCUCCCUGUUGGGGCCUGGGGCGGCCUGAGUGGCCGUCACCCUGGGCUCACCUGCACUGACCCCUCCCUUCUGCGUUAAGCCCCCGGUUCUCCCCUUGCUCUGAAAGGACCGAGCCCGUCCAGUGCAGUGCCGUGGUGUUGGCUGGAGCCCGGCGUUCGUGGCAAAAAGUGGACCUCACCCUGCGGUCCUUGAGUUCUGCUUUGCCUGCAGCAUGGCAGCCGGUGCGGAGGGAGGCUGGCAUGUGGGCGGGGGAGCCCCGGAGCAUGGGCCCCGAACACCGGCCUCUCCCCCGGGGGUCUCCUUGCUGACGUCCUUCCCUGGUGUUAGCAGGACGCGGGGCCGACCCUCCAGGCCUCGGGCUGUGGGCAGGGCGUCGGGCCCCGAUGCAGCUGUGUCCACUGGCAAGAGUUUUCGUAGUGCAUCGUGACCUUCGUUAUCAAGUCGGGCUUGCUCCCUUUUUAUACUAGCAAUAACUUUCCAGAGCAGGCCAACUCCGGGUGGCGGGAGCGCCCCUCCCCUCCCCCGUGUGAGCCCGGCAUACUGCCAAGCUGGACCUGGGGACGCGCGUGUCGAAAAGACAGCUAACAGGGCAUUAGGAGGUAAUUUUGCCAAAACUGUUGUAACUCUUAAUUUCUUGCUAUGGAGACUUCCUGUGUGUUCUGAAUUUUUACAUCUACCAAUCUUGGUUGAAAGAAAAAUGAGAUGCAAUUACAGUAGUUUGUGGUUUUUUUUUUUUUAAUUAUAGGUUUAAGGAGUUCAGCUCUAAUGACUAAAAUCAAGCAGAUCCAUAGUAUAUAUAGUCUUAUACAGUCAGCCCAGGGUAAAUUUAUUGAUUCUUUGGGGCUGUACAUUUUUCAGUACGAUUAAGGAGAUUUUAACAACGUAAUUCCCAUUUUAAUUUAAGGUCUGUAUCACUCAUCGAUUGCCAAAAACAUUUUAUACGAGGGGGUGGGGGCAGGGUUGGAAUAGUAGGUUUUAGUGUGGUGUUGCAUGGUUGGGAAGACUUUAUAUUUAUAAUAAACACGUGAAUUAAUAUGUUCUUCUGAAAAAUCUCAAGCAAUACACAGGAAAUGAUGUACAGGAAAUUAUGUAGAUUAAAAAUUUCAGCGCAUUUUUGAGAUGUCAGCACACGCUUUGCUGUUUGAUUCAGUUUUGUUUUACUCAGUUGGUUACCAGUAGUGGGUUUCUAAACCACUCCUGUUCUCAGUCAUGCAGUGAAAAAACAUCGGUGGAAUUCUCGAGAAGAUAUCGGUGAGGUUCAUCAUACCUGGUUCACAACAGUAUUUCCUGACCUCCUUUGGGAUCUGUCUUACUUUGGUGGAGUUCACAUGUCUUAAACCCCACGAUAAUCUAUCCUUCACCUCCUUCCUAGCUAGGUGUUAACUUGUGUUAUCCAGUGACUCAGUCACAAGCUGGAAAGAGAAGGGUAGGAAAAGUGCUCCCCCCAGAUCCUCCUGAAACCCGGGCUGCAUGUCUGGGUGAGAAGCUGUUCAUCUUGAGGCUGAAGAAGCUCCAGGAGGCUGAAUGGAGAACAGAGCCCAUCUGUUCUAUUUUUAAAUGUGCAGGCGAUUGUUUCUAUGGAAAUGGAUUUAUCUCAGAAAAGUCUUUCUCUCUGUCUUGCUGCCGUAAAACGCCUUUCAAAACCUCUUCCUUUUAUCACCACCUCCCAUGGGGUGUCUCUGGGGUUAAUGACUUACGGCAUGUUUGUCCUGAGGGCCCGGGGCCGAGAGGGGCAGCUCCUGGUUUUCUGAAAGUUCCAGAAGUGAACCGUGUGUGAGGCUGCAGAUGAGGGCUUUGUCACCGGGGGCUUCGUCACCAGGGGCUUCAGAGGAUUAGCCUUCUGAGAGGUAGCCUUAAAACAAGAGUGGGUGUACACAGUUACUUCCUAUUUAAAACCUCAGAAACAUGUUCCUAAGUGGUAAGGGGGGGAGGGGGCGGGUUUGGCUCAAGUUUUGGCUCUCGAAAAGGAAAGCUCUCUUUAGUUAUAAAAAUGAGUUCUCAAAAGAUGUGUUGACAGUAUUGAAUCACCAACAACCUGUUAUGUGAAUGGCUGGAACACAGUUAAGUUCAGGUUGGCACAGGCACAGACAGAUGGCAAUCACAGCCCGAUGUGCGUAGCCACUGCUUCAUCCCAGCUGCCGGCGCCCCGCAGGGCUGCCCCACCUCCAAGGUUUCACUGUUGUGCUUAGACUCGGUUGUAAGAGGUUCACGGCAAUAUAACAAGUUAAUGAACUUUGAGUUUAAA
Molecule: messenger RNA, 7952 nt
Organism: Budorcas taxicolor (takin)
Lineage: Eukaryota; Metazoa; Chordata; Mammalia; Artiodactyla; Bovidae
Gene: LMTK2
Product: lemur tyrosine kinase 2
Exons: 14
Coding region: 390-4844 (1484 amino acids)
Biological process (GO): protein phosphorylation
Molecular function (GO): ATP binding; protein kinase activity
Source: RefSeq, a predicted model, not a curated record